Acyrthosiphon pisum (pea aphid) is the source of this 2687-nucleotide messenger RNA. RefSeq names its product cationic amino acid transporter 2. Gene Ontology annotation, biological process: L-ornithine transmembrane transport; L-arginine import across plasma membrane. NCBI's taxonomy places the organism in Eukaryota, Metazoa, Arthropoda, Insecta, Hemiptera, Aphididae. Gene Ontology annotation, cellular component: plasma membrane. The record is from RefSeq and is a predicted model, not a curated record. Gene Ontology annotation, molecular function: L-arginine transmembrane transporter activity; L-lysine transmembrane transporter activity; L-ornithine transmembrane transporter activity. The transcript is spliced from 14 exons. The coding region runs from base 593 to 2380 and encodes 595 amino acids.
UAAUCUGAUGUUCGUCAUACUUAUAGUAAUAGAUACAGCCCACCGCUACGGCACUACAAAGGUUUUAGUUUUUGUACAGAUGUUGUGUUAUUGAAAAAAAUCAUUAAAAGCCAUAACAUUUUUAAAAAUAAAAACUGGCCAGACUUCGUUACAGAAAUAAGUUCACUUUUGUUUGCUUGUUUUUAAUAUUUUCGAGUACAUUAAAAUUAAAUAAUUAUACUAUCCAAGAUUAAUCCGAUUCAACCCACUUGUCCCAUAGAUAUCAGAACAGCGUAAUGUCAAUCGUACUAUAAAUUCAGAGGGAAAUGCAUUUUAGACUCAUUUUUUUUAUUGGCUAUUGAAAUCCGAACGAAGAAUUGCGAAAAUCUGAAGUGCCGCUGUCCAAGUGUACGAUUAUCGAUUUAUUUUACAACUGUCGUUAAAAAACUGAUAUCAUACAAUACAUCACCGUAAUCGUACGUUUAUUAACGAAAAACAUACCUAGUAUUUAUAGUGACAACGUCGAGGAUUGUCGACAUAUGCAAUUUCUGAUUAGAAGUUACUAUUUGGAUGUCGCAGCACUAUAACAUAUAAAAAAAUAUACUGUACAAAAAUGAUUCACUCGUGGUCGGGCAAAACGCUUUAUCAAUCGCUGAGCAGGAAAAAAACGUUCGCUACAGAAAAUAAACAGGAAAAAGACAAGUUGAAACGAGUGUUGACCAUUUUCGACUUGACCGCUUUGGGCAUUGGCGCCACUUUAGGGAGUGGCGUUUAUGUGUUGGCCGGAACAGUGGCCAAAUCUGUCGCUGGACCAGCGGUUGUAUUGUCUUUCAUCGUAGCGGCGAUCGUAUCUUCGUUUGCUGGAGUUUGUUACGCUGAAUUCGCCGGCCGAGUACCCAAAGCUGGAUCUGCGUAUAUUUACAGUUAUGUAGCCGUUGGAGAAUUUAUCGCUUUUAUUAUUGGUUGGAACAUGUUUAUCGAGCAUACGAUAGGCACAGCAUCCGCUGCCAAAGCCAUGACAAAUUAUUUAGACUCUUUGCUCGGCGAUCCUCAAAAGAGGUACAUGAUAGCACGUUUUCCAAUUCACAUGCAGUAUAUGGGCGAAUAUCCGGACGUCGCGGCGUUUUUAUUCCUCAUGUUCAUUGCGUUGGUUAUGGCUUGGGGUGUUCGGAAAUCUUCAACUCUCAAUACAGUGUUUACUGCAUUUAACUUACUGACCGUCGGUACAGUCAUCGUGAGUGGACUUUUUUUUGUUAAAAUUUCGAAUUGGAAUAUACCGAAAAGCGAAAUCCCACCCGGAGUGGACGGCGGCAACGGUGGAUUCGCGCCAUUCGGCUGGGGUGGAAUAAUCGCUGGAGCGGCUCGAUGCUUUUACGGGUUCAUUGGAUUCGAAUCUAUUUCUACGACCGGCGAAGAAACAAAAAACCCGAAAAAAACAAUUCCGCUGGCGAUCGUCCUGACGCUGGUGUUCGUCACGUCUGCGUACUCUAUCGUGGCGUCAGUGUUGACCAUGAUGUGGCCGUAUUACGACCAGGAUGCGAACGCGCCGUUUCCAGUCAUCUACGAAAACCUGGGAUUACCCGUGAUCAAGUACACGGUUACCUGUGGCGCGGUAUUCGCUCUAUUCACCUCUUUAUUGGGAUGUCUGUUUCCGACACCGCGAAUCCUGUACGCCAUGUCCUGUGAUGGUCUGUUGUUCGAAUUCUUGUCGAUAGUCAACGAAAGGACCAAGACGCCAGUCAUAGCCACAAUGAUAUGCGGAGUCGGUGCCGGUAUAUUGUCGUCCAUAUUCAAUCUCGAACAGCUCGUCGACAUGACAUCUAUUGGUACCCUCAUAACGUAUUUGAUAGUUUGUAUCUGCCUACUGGUGCUCAGGUAUAGAGACACUAACACGGCAAUUCAGGAUAUAGACAGUAAUCCCGAUGACUAUAAUAUAUUCAAAUGGUACAGUUUGUUUAACACAAAAGUCACGAACUUGGGUACUCAAUACAUAUCCAGAGUGUUGAUACUUAUUUACACUUUCAGUGCGUGUGUAUUUUGCAUUAGUAUGGUGAAUAUUAACUGUUACGACGGAGCGUUUUAUUUUCCGUUAAUUGUCGUAAUAGCGAUUUCGAUCACAGUAUCAUUACUUUCCAUGCUAAUGUUACACAGACUUCCACAAGCAAUUGAAAACUUAGCGUUUAGGGUGCCACUGGUUCCUUUUAUACCAUGUAUGAGUAUAAUUCUUAACUUAUACUUAAUGAUGGAGCUGAGCAUCAAGACUUGGAUAAGGUUCGGCGUGGGACUUGUAUUAGGAGUAUUCAUAUAUGCGUUCUAUGGCAUUCAUCACAGUUUAGAAGGUAGCAAACAACGGGCUGUGAAAAAUGAAGAAAACAAAAACACGCCGAGAAUCUCUUGCUAAUAAUUUGUUCGCAUAUAAUCAAAAGUUUUAUAUUGUAUAUAUUUUUUUUACAUUUGUAUAUUCUAAUAAUUAAUGGUUAUAAAUCGUAACAAUUAUUGUUACUGUGACCAUUACGAAAAAUCGUAUUAUUAAAAAAUAAUACUAUAAGUUUAUAUAUUUAAGUAUGAUACUUAAAAAGGUUACAUUUAAAAAUGUGUAUUUAAUUUUUUUAUUGUAAUAUUUAAUAUUUAUUAAUAUAAGGUUAAAAUGUUAAACAAUUGUAUUUUUUUCAUAAUAAAACAAAUAGAUUAUUAUACCCAGCUCAUGA